UUAAAGUGGUCUCAAACUAGAUUAUUCCUGCAGUGUUUUUUGGACCGGUGCUUUUUAAAGGUUCAUCAUGUGUUUGUGAGGGGGCUGCAGUUCCCCAAAAAAGGCGCCGGAGGGCGAUGUUCCCUCAGGAAAAGCUUCUCAAAGGAGCCACAGAAGGCCUUGGUUUGUAGGAGGCCAUCUUGACUCUGUUGCCAUAGCAACUGAGCAAACGUUGACUUCAAGCAAGGGAAAGGUCUGGUAAGGGAAGGAAGGGAGAUAGACUUAUAAGGUCUGUUUCACCCUACAAAGACAUAAGCCAUGGCAAAGGACAAAAAGAAGGACAAAAAAAAGAAGGGCAAGAAAAAAGGCUCCACUCAACAAUCCAAGGAACCUCGAACCUAUUUUCCAGAAGCUCUGUUAGCUUAUCAAAUUCAGAUAAAGGAAGAGAUAAUUGAUCAGCUUCUGCGUGACAUAAAGAGUCUGGAAGCUACAAAUGACAGAAACAAAGAAAGGAAUCAGCACUUAAAGGAUGAACAGAUCGGCCACAUCCGGGCACUCUUUCUCAGCCUAAAAGAACAGGAGAAGGAACUAGAGAAAAUUGAAAUAGUUACUAGGGAUGAUGUAGAGAAAGCAAUGAAGGACAAAUGGCAGUAUGUUAAAGACCAAGAGAAGCUUAUUAAAGACCUGCGCAGCCAGAUAAAUUAUGCUGAACAAAAGAUUCUGCAGAAGCAGGCUGAAGUGGAUUACUGGCAGGCAUACAAAAAUGUCGGGAGUACUGAACAUGCCAAUCAGAUCAAGUGCCUGGAAGAAGACAUCAAGAAACUGAAAGAAGAUCUUGAAGAAAUGAUAGGUGAGUUGCUGUUAUGUCUGUGCUUCAGCCAGGGAUUAAGUCAGAAGUCCAGAAAGUUAUUUCUUACCCAAGGUGCUGGCCUACAGAUUCCUGGAAAUGAGUUGGAACACAGUAACUCCACAGAGGCAGAAUGUAUCAGCUUGGAAUCAAUAUCUGAACUUGUGCUUGCUGUGGAGAACAAACCAAGUGAGGAAAAAACUGUUUUGGAGGGAGAGAAAGAUACACAUGAUGAUGGUGAUAAUGUGCAAGAGGAUGAGGUGUAUAUGCGAGGAGUUCCAUGCAGAAAGUUUCUUCCCCCCAUCCUGUAUGAAGAUAGCAAAGAUUUCAAGAAAUACAAGGAUCUGGGGUCUUUGGAAGUGAAGUUAAUGAGUAUAGUUGGCCAAGCCAUGCCAAUUCAUGAAGAUAUCAAGGAAAUGCCAAGCAAAGCUCAGAUUGAACAAAAAUAUGACAGUGGUAGGUCAACCCGCCGCAUCACCUACCAGAUGAUCAAAUCCGUAUUUCCUUAAAAAGAAAGAAAAGAUGGGGAAGCCCUCUAUCUAAAGACAUCAGGGCACAUGGCUCUAGUCCUACUCUUCUCCCUGAUGUGCAGCUGGACAUAGAACAGCCCAGGACAUUUACUAGUACUGGGAUGGCUCCCUUCAUCAUGCAUAGUUGAAUCAAUGGAAGGUUGGCACAAGACCAGUGGAAUGAAAUUGAUAUAAUUUUGCCAUUACUCACUUAGAAAUAAAUUCACUUAAUCUUACAUGAUUUUGACUAGAGGAUUUUGAGGGGUGUUGAUUUUAAAAGAUUAGUUGACUGUGAGGAUGUACAAGCAGUUUCAGCUAUGAUGGCAGUUUAAGUGCGCAUUAUCACUUACCUUGAUGGGACACGUGGAAAAGCAGCUAGAAUGUCAAUCUGCACUUGAUACACACCAGCCUUCCAGUAUAUGGCACUUUUAGUAA
Molecule: messenger RNA, 1770 nt
Organism: Sceloporus undulatus (fence lizard)
Lineage: Eukaryota; Metazoa; Chordata; Lepidosauria; Squamata; Phrynosomatidae
Gene: CCDC83
Product: coiled-coil domain containing 83
Exons: 9
Coding region: 298-1335 (345 amino acids)
Source: RefSeq, a predicted model, not a curated record